Molecule: messenger RNA, 1354 nt
Organism: Stereum hirsutum FP-91666 SS1
Lineage: Eukaryota; Fungi; Basidiomycota; Agaricomycetes; Russulales; Stereaceae
Product: alpha-L RNA-binding motif-containing protein
Exons: 3
Coding region: 33-1214 (393 amino acids)
Biological process (GO): positive regulation of translational fidelity
Cellular component (GO): mitochondrial small ribosomal subunit
Molecular function (GO): rRNA binding; structural constituent of ribosome
Source: RefSeq, a predicted model, not a curated record
CGCUCAUCUUGGUCUUCAGCUCUUCUCCAACAAUGCGGGACCAAAAUAUUUACAGUCUCGCAAGGGCUCUUCCCCGGAUGAGCUGGGACCGACGCAAUCUGUUCAACCUUUGGCGACGUUCUCAAGGCCGCCUUCAAAAAGAUGCCGUAUUCACAGACACUAACAAGACCCUCUACCAACAACGAUGGUUGUCCAAAAAGCUUGUCCGAGCUUAUCACGGCGACUACAUUCCCGAAAAAAUCUUCAAACGGUGGUACCUACCACAACUUCUUCCUGACGUCCGGCCACGAAAACCUUCCGGCAGUUCGCCACAAGCUAUCGACCUUAGCAAGUGGGCCAAUCAGGAGGAACACGUUAGUAGGGAGUUGAAGAAGAGGGAGAGAGCGGCAGAGUUGAGUGCGGUUGGGAAGAAGGGGUUGGCACCGGUUGGGAGUUUGAUGUUCAUGGAGGUGGAGAGGCGGAUAGACGUGGUCGUGUUUCGAUGUUGUUUUGCGCAUAGCAUCUAUGAGGCAAGGAGGCUGGUCAUCCAUGGCAGGGUACUGCUCAACGGCAAAGUGCACCAAAAUGCCAACACCCGACUCGCCCCAGGCGACAUGAUCACCGUCGACCCAAAAGCAGUCCGCUUCAUCCAGCCUAAAUACGUCUACGAAUCCGAAGCAGCCCAAAAGGCAGCCGAUCGAGCCCAUUGGGAUGAAGUAGAGGAAGAGCUCAAAGCGAAGAAGGCCGAGCGUGACGCUCUGCGUGCACCUCUCGACGAGAAUGGCACCUCUUCUCUCGCUCGCGACUACCCCGAAGCCUCCACCACCGACUCCACCUCAGAAGCAACAUCUGCGGACUCCGAAUCCUCGUCCGAAUCAGACGUCGAGCCUUCAGAAUCGAAAUCGCAAACUCCUACAGAAUUCAAAUUCAAAUCCCACAAGGGGCUCACCCCAUUCAAACUCCCACCCUACGCCUCGCCUUUCAUCUUCAUCCCAGCCUACAUCGAACCCUCUUUCAAAACGUGCUCCGCCAUCUACCUGCGUCAUCCUACCGCACGUCCCGGAUACUCCGAGAUUCCGACGCCCUACCAUGCGGAUGGGGAGAUCGUCAGACUGGCUUGGGAGUGGUAUACGAGGGUGAGACCGAGGAUGCGGAGUAGGAGUCAGUUGGCAAGGAUGCCGGAGAAUAGGAGAGUCAUUGGAAGGGACGAGAAGACGGCCGUGGGGACGUUCUGAGCGGUGAUCAGACCUGCUGAGAGGGUUAUGACUGGCGGGGAUGCGAUGAGUGAGAAUCGGACGGCGGAGAGAAAGUGGCGGGAUGUGGCGAAGUGGCGCUGGUCGAGUUGAGUGGCGCCUGCGAGAGGUUGCUUUGGUCU